Messenger RNA from Iphiclides podalirius (scarce swallowtail), 1119 nucleotides. The record is from the annotation of a GenBank genome assembly. NCBI's taxonomy places the organism in Eukaryota, Metazoa, Arthropoda, Insecta, Lepidoptera, Papilionidae.
AUGAACCCAGAAAAUUUUGUUCCUAAGAGGCAUCAGUCUACAAAAACGGCUAGCGUAAGAUCACAUAAAAAGAAAGCAAAACAUAUUUACAAAAAAUAUGGGGAAUUGCUGGAGGUCGGAGAAUCAGCCAUGACGGAAAUGAAAGUAUCAAUCAGCAAAUUACGGGCUGUACACUUAUCGAAACUUGCAUCUAGUUCUGUUUCUCUUGGACAACUUCAUCAACUAACUAAAAAGGCUCCUAAAAAGGCCAAUAUUGAAGUUGACCCCGAACUAUUGCAAAGUGUUAAAGAAAAAAUUUUGAAGAAGCAGCUGACCAUGCCUGCUGUAUCUAAAGAUAUUAAGCUGGAGGAUGACAAGUGUGCCCUUAUUUUCACAAAUCAUAAAAUAACUUCAAUAGAAGAAAGGUUUAAAACAAAAAAGUAUAUUGAUACGGUUAAAGAGAGUUACUACAACUUUAGGAAAGCAACCAUUUAUGACCAAAGACUGCAGGAUUUAAGGUAUGCCAUAAAUGAGGGUCUUAAUCAAGAAUUUGAUCUUGGAAUAUCGUCAGACAGGAAGCCUAAAGAUGAAAACAUUGAAAUGCAAACUCUGCCAAAAAGUCCCCAUGCUGUGUUUAGAAAACUUUUUAUAGGCAAUCAAAUGGAUAGCUAUGAUCAAGAACUCAUGCACUAUAUUUCUAAUUUUCAACUUCAAGGUAUGCCACAUCCUGCUAUUGAAGAUAUGUGUGACGAUCUGGCACUCCAAACUGAUAUUGAAACCAAAGAAGACUAUGAUUCUUGCCCUAGCGAAUCUCUGAAUGUAAAGAAGCUUAAUGUUAAAAAAGCGCAACAGGCUAUAAAGGUUAAAAAGAAAAAAAUGAGGGAAAAGCGUCGGGCCGUACAUGAGAUUAAUAUGAGGCAAGACAUAAAGGAGCUUGAGAAGCGGGGUAAACAAGAGGCAUUGCAUAAAUUGUUGACAGCACAUUUGCAGUUACUGUGCUCACUGAAUAUGUUACAAGAGGGUCGUCAAGUAUUACAGUAUUAUAGAAUUAGAGGAGCAAGGACACCUGAACAUCCAAAAAUAACAGAUGUUAAGAUUUACAAUACAUUGUUGCAUGGUUAUGCAUCACAGGGUAAUCUG